CGCAAUAUGGAAAGAAGGUCCUAGAACUACAAGACCACGUCCCACUCUACUAUACAUAACCCCCUCCCUCUCUCUCACAGAAACCAUCUUCAGAAACUCUGCUGGAUUUUCUCUCUCAAUUCCUAGCAUUUUCAGUUUCUCUCUGCCAAAUCGAUUUCGUCUUCAAUCUCUCUCAAACACUAGCAUUUUCUGUUUUUCUCUCACUCAAUCGCUUGGCAAUUUCCUUGAUCUGUGUUGUUUUCGAGAAUGGCGGAUGUUCAGAUGGCAGAUGCCGAGACCUUUGCCUUUCAGGCUGAGAUCAAUCAGCUUCUGAGUCUUAUCAUCAAUACAUUCUAUAGCAACAAAGAGAUUUUCCUUCGGGAACUAAUCAGUAAUUCCUCUGAUGCUUUGGACAAGAUCCGAUUCGAGAGCCUGACGGACAAGAGUAAGCUUGAUGCUCAGCCGGAGCUUUUCAUUCGGAUCGUACCUGACAAGAUCAACAAGACUCUCUCUAUUAUUGACAGUGGUAUCGGCAUGACCAAAGCAGACUUGGUGAAUAAUCUGGGAACAAUUGCGAGAUCUGGGACGAAGGAAUUCAUGGAGGCAUUGCAAGCUGGUGCUGAUGUAAGCAUGAUUGGGCAAUUUGGUGUGGGUUUCUACUCUGCAUACCUUGUGGCAGACAAGGUUAUUGUUACCUCGAAGCAUAAUGAUGAUGAACAGUACGUCUGGGAAUCUCAAGCUGGUGGUUCAUUCACAGUCACAAGGGAUGUCAACGGAGAGCAACUUGGUAGAGGGACCAAGAUUACCCUCUUCCUCAAGGAAGACCAGUUGGAGUACUUGGAGGAGAGGAGAAUUAAGGAUCUUGUGAAGAAGCACUCUGAGUUCAUUAGCUACCCAAUCCACCUCUGGACUGAGAAGACAACUGAGAAGGAGAUCAGUGAUGACGAAGAUGAUGAACCAAAGAAGGAAGAGGAGGGUGACAUCGAAGAGGUUGAUGAGGACAAGGAGAAGGACAAGGGCAAGAAGAAGAAAAUCAAGGAGGUUUCUCACGAGUGGCAAGUCAUCAACAAGCAGAAACCCAUCUGGUUGCGCAAGCCGGAGGAGAUUACCAAGGAGGAAUAUGCUUCGUUCUACAAGAGCUUGACAAAUGACUGGGAGGAUCACCUCGCCGUCAAGCACUUCUCUGUUGAGGGUCAGCUUGAGUUCAAGGCCAUCAUCUUUGUUCCUAAGAGGGCACCAUUUGAUCUGUUUGAUACCCGCAAGAAGAUGAAUAACAUAAAGCUCUAUGUGAGGAGGGUGUUUAUCAUGGACAACUGUGAGGAGCUCAUCCCUGAGUACCUUGGAUUUGUCAAGGGUGUUGUCGAUUCUGAUGACUUGCCACUCAACAUCUCUCGUGAGAUGUUACAGCAAAACAAGAUUCUCAAGGUCAUCAGGAAGAAUCUUGUGAAGAAAUGCAUUGAAAUGUUCAAUGAAAUUGCAGAGAACAAGGAGGAUUAUACCAAGUUCUAUGAAGCUUUCUCCAAGAAUUUGAAGUUGGGCAUCCAUGAGGACAGCCAAAACAGAGCAAAAUUGGCUGAUCUCCUCCGAUACCAUUCUACCAAAAGUGGUGAUGAGUUAACUAGCCUGAAGGAUUAUGUGACCAGGAUGAAGGAGGGUCAGAAGGACAUAUACUACAUCACUGGUGAGAGCAAGAAGGCUGUUGAAAACUCUCCCUUCCUGGAGCGGCUGAAGAAGAAGGGUUAUGAAGUUCUCUACAUGGUCGAUGCCAUUGAUGAGUAUGCUGUUGGCCAGUUGAAGGAAUAUGAUGGAAAGAAGCUGGUUUCUGCCACAAAGGAGGGGCUGAAGCUUGAUGAUGAGACCGAGGAAGAGAAGAAGAAGAAGGAAGAGAAGAAGCAGUCUUUCGAGAACCUUUGCAAGACCAUGAAGGACAUUCUUGGUGACAAGGUGGAGAAGGUAGUGGUCUCGGACAGGAUUGUUGACUCUCCUUGCUGUUUGGUGACUGGGGAGUACGGUUGGACUGCAAACAUGGAAAGGAUCAUGAAGGCACAGGCUCUGAGAGACAGUAGCAUGGGCUCCUACAUGUCUAGCAAGAAGACCAUGGAGAUUAACCCUGACAAUGGAAUCAUGGAGGAGCUGCGGAAGAGAGCCGAGGCUGACAAGAACGACAAGUCGGUGAAGGAUCUCGUAAUGCUGCUCUUUGAGACUGCCCUAUUGACUGCUGGAUUCAGUCUUGAUGAUCCCAACACAUUCGCAGCUAGAAUCCACAGGAUGUUGAAAUUGGGUCUGAGUAUUGAUGAAGAUGAAGAUGCUGAUGAGGAUGCUGACAUGCCUGCGCUGGAGGAAGAGGGUAAUGAGGAGAGCAAGAUGGAGGAAGUGGACUGAGGACAUUAACUUCAGUCCUAAAAUGAGAGUGCUGUGAAUAUCUUUUUCUUAAAACUGUUAGUGGAGGUUUCUGGGAGGGAGGUGUGUGUUUUAAGUGUUCGAGUCGUUCUUCUUAUGAGUCUUGUUUCUGGAGUCUGGCAUGUGUCUUGGAGUCACUCACUACAUCACCCAUUUUGUACUACUGCUUAUGAAAUCUAUAUCAAUCUACCUUUCGAAUUACUUGCAGUACUCUGUUUAGUUCUUUUUGUAUUACUGCUUCAAGACUUCUUACAUAUGAUGAUUAGUCUACGAAGUUCAUAGCACGUUAAGCAUCACA
Messenger RNA from Ilex paraguariensis (yerba mate), 2677 nucleotides. The record is from the annotation of a GenBank genome assembly. NCBI's taxonomy places the organism in Eukaryota, Viridiplantae, Streptophyta, Magnoliopsida, Aquifoliales, Aquifoliaceae.